GAUCAAGAGAUCGUCUCCAAGCUCUCGACGAACGCAUCAAACAUUGGUAGAUAAUUUCCUCGGUAUCUCGCCAUGGACCAGAACCAGCCAGCAGGGGAAAAUUAUGCCAACCCAAAGACAUGCUUCUUUCAUGUGCUCUUCAAGGCUGCGGCUUUGGCAUUCUACAUUCUUUCAGCAUUGUUCUUUGACAGUUUUGUGAUCAUUUUUGUGGUUACUGUUGUUCUUGCUGCCCUUGAUUUUUGGGUAGUCAAGAAUGUUAGUGGAAGGAUCUUAGUUGGGCUUAGGUGGUGGAAUGAAAUAAAUGAGCAGGGUGAGAGUGUGUGGAAGUUCGAAUGCCUUGACCAAGAGUCAUUGGCUCGGAUGAACAAGAAGGAUUCUUGGCUCUUUUGGUGGACAAUUUACCUUAAUGCUGUUGCCUGGAUCUUCCUAGGAAUAUUUUCAAUCAUAAGAUUUGAACCUGACUAUGUCCUAGUUGUGGGCGUUUGUUUGAGCCUCAGCAUUGCAAACAUUGUUGGAUUCACUAAAUGUCGCAAAGAUGCCAAGAAGCAGAUUCAACAAUUUGCCACCCAAACCAUUGCAUCUCGUUUCUCAUCAACAUUGCAAUCAGCAUUCAGUGUUGUAUAAGGUUCCCUGAACGGGAGAAGAAUCACUCAUACUAGGAAAGACAUGAACCCCAUCUUGGUCAUGGCUUAUUACCGGCUGAUACCUUUAUGAUUUUUUUUUUUUUUUUUCGGUCUCCCCACUGGCUUUAUCAGGAAUAUAUGCCACUCUGCCUUUUUUUUCUGUUUUUUUUUUACUUCUUCUCUUUAGCCAAAUAUUGGAGGUCAAUUUUGUGUUGUGUUGUUUUGUACUAUACAAAGAGAUGGAAAGAAUGACUGAGAAUGCUUUUAAUGUUUUUUCUUUUCUGGAAUUGAACUCGUUCAUUUCUUGUUUAAUAUACUUCAGUGUAUCUGAUUAUUCAUUGAUUUAAAGUGAGAACCAACUUCAGCUGGUUUUACUGCA
Molecule: messenger RNA, 1002 nt
Organism: Vitis riparia (riverbank grape)
Lineage: Eukaryota; Viridiplantae; Streptophyta; Magnoliopsida; Vitales; Vitaceae
Product: Golgi apparatus membrane protein-like protein ECHIDNA
Exons: 6
Coding region: 73-624 (183 amino acids)
Biological process (GO): vesicle-mediated transport; protein secretion
Cellular component (GO): Golgi membrane
Source: RefSeq, a predicted model, not a curated record